Messenger RNA from Homarus americanus (American lobster), 834 nucleotides. RefSeq lists its product as uncharacterized. The transcript is spliced from 3 exons. Lineage: Eukaryota; Metazoa; Arthropoda; Malacostraca; Decapoda; Nephropidae. Bases 1 to 834 code for a protein of 277 amino acids. The record is from RefSeq and is a predicted model, not a curated record.
AUGUCUCCAAAUCAACCGUGUCUCCACCAACCUUCCACCAACUGUGUUCCAUCAACUGUGUCUCCAUCAACUGUGUCUCCAUCAACCGUGUCUCCAUCAACUGUGUCUCCAUCAACUGUGUUCCACCAACUGUGUCUCCAACUGCUGAGCACCAACUGUGUCUCCACCAACUGUGUCUCCACCAACUGUGUCUACAUCAACUGUGCUCCCAUCAACUGUGUCCCCACCAACUGUCAAUUCAACUGUGUCUCCACCAACUGUGUUCCACCAACUGAAGUCUACAUCAACUGUGUUCCAUCAACUGUGUCCCCACCAACUGUGUUCCAUCAACUGUCUCCACCAACUGUGUCUCCACCAACUGUGACACCACCAACCGUGUCUCCACCAACUGUGUCUCCACCAACUGUUCCCACCAACGUGUCUCCACCAACUGACCCAACCAACUUCACCACCAACCGUGUCACCACCAACUGUGUCCCAUCAACUGUGUCUCCAUCAACUGUGUUCCACCAACUGUGUCUCCACCAACUGUGCCUCACCCCAACUGUCACCACCAACCGUGUCUCCACCAACCGUCACCCACCAACUGUGCUCUCAACACCAACUGUGUCUCCAUCAACUGUGUCACCACCAACUGCUCCACCAACUGCAUGUUCCACCAACUGUGUCUCCAUCAACGUGUCACCACCAACCGUGUUCCACCAACUGACCCAAAUCCAACUGUGUCUCCAUCAACUGACCCAACCAACUGUGUUCCACCAACUGACCCAACCAACUGUGUCUCCACCAACUGACCCAACCAACCGCGGUUCCACCAACUGUGUCUCCAACUGA